This is a messenger RNA of Suillus fuscotomentosus, 930 nucleotides long. RefSeq names its product SAM-dependent RNA methyltransferase. The record is from RefSeq and is a predicted model, not a curated record. The coding region runs from base 118 to 765 and encodes 215 amino acids. The transcript is spliced from 8 exons. Gene Ontology annotation, molecular function: protein-arginine omega-N monomethyltransferase activity. NCBI's taxonomy places the organism in Eukaryota, Fungi, Basidiomycota, Agaricomycetes, Boletales, Suillaceae. Gene Ontology annotation, biological process: peptidyl-arginine methylation.
AGCAAACCACAUGGCAGGUAAUUGCAUUCAUUCGAUCCUGCAGCUGACCUUGAUUCGAAAAAGGUUGAAUCGGAACUGACAAGUACAUCGACGGGAUCGCAAAUCGCACCGUCCAUCAUGACAUUCACAUACGUGAUCGAACACAUGGAGGAGGAUGAAACGACGCCAAAAUCCCUCCCACCCUGGGUUGAGCUGGAAUAUGCGCAUAUGAUCAUGUUGGCUGGCAUCAACGGUCGAGUUGAGUUCACACAUCUAUCACACAACUCCAGUUCAUCGCUCGAUGCCCGGCUUGCCUCCAUAAAUGAACCAUCUGCAUCAUACCGCGUCCAUACUCAAUCAGUAAUGGAGCUGCUGGAGCAGAAUAACAUUCCAAUCACAAGAGUAUGUCUUCUUGACCCGAAAGCUCAAACAGUGCUCGCUCCGGAAGACGGCAAGAUUUUUGAUCAUUUCUUGUUUGGGGGUAUACUAGGUGAUGAUCCCCCUCGUGAUCGAACAUCUGAGCUCCGCCAACUUGGUUUUCCUUCGCGUCAGCUGGGUUCAAUGCAGAUGACAACAGAUACCGCGCUCGCUGUAACGAAGCGGGUUAUCGAUGACAAAGUGCAACUGAAUGCUAUACCUUACGUGGACUUUCCGACCAUCACAUUCAAUGCUAAAGAAAGCGUUGAAAUGCCUUUCCGGUAUAUUGUCAACGGCAAAGAACCCGUUUUACCCCCCGGAAUGCGGGAACUUCUGCAUGAGGAUCUUAACAAAAGUGUCAUCUUCUAAAACCACUUACAAUGUCACAUAGUAACUGCCGUUAUGGGGUUGACACGUGUUGGUCCUUACAUCCCCCUGGACAGUUUUGCGCCCUCAGACAGCAUCGUCUCAUGGCUGAAUAAAACCCGUUGGAUAUGUGUCUUAUCAUACAGAAUUGCUAAACCAGUAAAGGAU